CGCACAGAGACAGAUAGACACACAUACGCACACGCUACGUACCGUGAUGAGCAGCGUGUACGCCACCGAGCCCGCAACGUCGGGUCGGGUGAUUUUCGAAACGACACACGGGCCUUUGGAGAUUCAGCUGUGGUGCAACGAAUGUCCCGAAACGACGAGAUUCUUUCUGCAGCUCUGCAUCGACGGAUUUUUCGAUGACAUGCUUUUUCACCGUAUCGUACCCGGGUUUCUCAUCCAAACGGGUGCCAUGCGACAGUCGGAAGCUGUCCACGCCGACUACGCAUUGGAACGCCGUAAAUACGAAUUGCAUUCACGGUUGCGAUUCAAUCAUCGGGGACAAGUCGCUAUGGCUUUGAAUCUAGAUGACGAUCACGACCGGAACAAUGGUGACUUGCAGCCGCAGUUCUUUGUAACGCUCGACGAAGCGCCUUAUUUGGACGGCAAACACGUAUUGUUCGGGACCAUAUCGGGUCCUACCAUUUUCAACGCCAUUCGUAUCGGUGGUGUGGAAGUGGAC
Molecule: messenger RNA, 517 nt
Organism: Phaeodactylum tricornutum CCAP 1055/1
Lineage: Eukaryota; Bacillariophyta; Bacillariophyceae; Surirellales; Neidiaceae
Exons: 3
Biological process (GO): protein peptidyl-prolyl isomerization
Cellular component (GO): catalytic step 2 spliceosome
Molecular function (GO): peptidyl-prolyl cis-trans isomerase activity
Source: RefSeq, a predicted model, not a curated record